UGGCUAACAUGAAAGUGAAAUAAAUCUGUUGAAGGAUAAUAAUAAUAAAAAAUAACAAAAAUUUAAAUGACUGAAUAAUCGUAUUAUAAUUUUGAGCAGAAUAAACUGCUGAUCAUUUUCACCAUUGUGUAGCCCUGUAAUGUAAAUAGUGACAAUUUUUUGUGUGCAAAUUGUUCCAUUGAGUCAGUUCUUUUCAAUUAAUUGGUUUAACAGGUUUACAAAUUGCUCUGAAUGAUUUGGGCAUUUUAUCACUGUUGCAUUAAGGACUUCUAUUCAUAUUCAGCAAACAGAGGUUCCAGGUGGGUACACAGCUAUUAAAGUAUAGAGAGCAGAAAGAGGGAGUGAGAGACAGGUUGAAGGAAAUUAGGAGAUAGCAUACAGUGACUGACAGUGAGAAAAAUAGAGGAUGAAUUAUCAGGUAGGAUCUCGUCUCACUAGUGUUUGAAUAGGCUUGGAUCCCUUUUCUAGGAAAAGCACAUUUACAUAUCCUGAAGGGUGUGUAUCAGAGUGUUUUUUUGUGCCUGUUUUUUUUUUUUUUUUUUUUUUUUUACCUCCUUCAUAGCUGAAUAAUACUCUUUGGAAAAACAGCAAACGCUUUUAUGAAAAUUUUUUAGUGUAUUUGUUCUGGCAGAGGAGGAUGGAAUUUUUUGUCUAUUUUAAAGGUUAAGUGUGUAAUUUCGUCGUUACCAACGUCACCAGAUGGAAUUGCAAAAAUAAAAACUGUUUAAACAGGUUUACCAAACACAAUUCCUGUCUUCCAUUGUUCAACAAACACAUAGCCCUGCCCCAAACCCACACCAUUGGUUGAGACAUUGGUGAUUUGAACAAUGUUUUGAUGAUUUCACAGUUUUACACUUUAUUGGUGAAUCAGCAUAACAGUGGCUUACUUAUAGUUGUCUCUGCACGUAUUAUUACAUUGAAGCAAUUAUAUGUUUCUUUUACCAAAUAAAUGCAUUAAACUUGCCUUCAAUCUCUUUGUUUGCAGCAGAAGCGUGUUGAAUUUGGCAGUGCAGAACUUUCUGGCAGCUGUGUGUUAAGAGAUGUUGUGUGGGUGUGGUUUGUGUGUGUGAAGUGUUGCUGAGUGUGUGUUUAGAUGGUAGAUAUUUUGUGGGUGUGGCUGAGUGUCUGUGUGUGCCAGCAGGUGAACCGGUAUCUACAUUUCCCAGUGCUUCCUGUCCCUGUAACAGCCAAAGCACGGGAGGCUCCAGAAAAUCGUGUUGAAGCAGAGGUUGUCCCAAAGGUUGCACGUAUGACUGUAUCAGGCAAGAAGCAGACCAUGGGCUUUGAUGUGCGAAGAGCGGAAGAAAAUGGCGUUGUUGCCACAUCAGUUCGCAGAGGGCCGAGCCCUGAGGUCAUUGCCACGCCAGCCAUAGAGACCCCAUCCAAGCCAGCGGUUGUGAGUGAAGACGCUUCCGCCCCUACCCCACCCCGCCCUGCUGGAAAGAGCAAACAACAGCUCAACAUCCAUGCCGAACUGGAGAAGAGACAAGGAGGGAAACAGUUACUCAACCUAGUUGUCAUAGGUCAUGUAGAUGCUGGUAAAAGCACUCUCAUGGGUCAUGUGUUGUAUCUACUGGGGAAUGUUAAUAAGAGAACCAUGCAUAAAUAUGAGCAGGAAGCCAAGAAAGCUGGUAAAGCCUCAUUCGCCUAUGCAUGGGUCCUGGACGAGACAGGAGAGGAGAGAGACAGAGGUGUGACUAUGGAUGUGGGCAUGACAAAGUUUGAGACCGACUCUAAGGUUAUUACACUGAUGGAUGCACCAGGACACAAGGACUUUAUUCCGAACAUGAUCACAGGGGCUGCGCAGGCAGAUGUGGCCCUGUUAGUCAUAGAUGCCAGCCGUGGGGAGUUUGAGGCCGGUUUUGAGGCAGGUGGGCAGACCAGGGAGCAUGGACUGCUGGUCCGAUCCCUUGGAGUCACGCAGCUUGCUGUUGCUGUCAACAAGAUGGACCAGGUGAACUGGCAGCAGGAGAGGUUCAAGGAAAUUGUCUCCAAGCUUGGUCACUUUCUGAAGCAAGCUGGUUUUAAGGAUUCAGAUGUGUUUUACAUCCCUACAAGUGGCCUUUCAGGAGAGAAUCUGACCAUCAGGAGCAAAGUACCAGAACUUACUGCCUGGUACACUGGGCCAUGCUUACUUGAACAGAUAGAUGCAUUUAAACCACCUCAGAGGUCAGUGGAGAAGCCAUUCAGACUCUGUGUGUCAGACGUCUUCAAAGAUCAGGGCUCUGGGUUCUGUGUGACGGGAAAGAUUGAGGCUGGCUUUAUUCAGACAGGAGACAAGGCCCUGGUCAUGCCACCUAAUGAGACCUGCACUGUGAAAGGGAUCACCCUCCAUGAUGAAGCUUUAGACUGGGCAGCUGCUGGUCAUCAUGUCAGUCUGACGGUAACUGGCAUGGAUAUCAUCAAAAUAAAUGUUGGAUGUAUAUUCUGUGAUCCCAAAGAGCCCAUCAGAGCGUGUACAAGGUUCCGAGCAAGAAUUCUCCUCUUUAAUAUAGAAGUUCCGGUUACUCAAGGCUUCCCCGUGCUGUUGCAUUAUCAGACAGUCAGUGAACCGGCCACAAUUAAGAAGUUAGUCAGUAUAUUACACAAGAGCAGUGGAGAAGUUCUCAAGAAGAAACCAAAGUGUUUGAGUAAAGGACAGAACGCAGUGGUGGAGAUUCAAACACAAAGGCCUGUGGCUCUGGAACUUUAUAAGGAUUAUAAAGAACUGGGUCGAUUCAUGCUCAGAUAUGUGGGCUCGACUAUUGCUGCUGGAGUCGUCACAGAGAUCAAAGAAUAAACACCAGUCUGAACUGGAUCCAUCAGAACAUACUGGAUGAAAUCUCUGAACAGAAGUGCAAUUCCCCCUCGGAGCGUACACAAAAACAAAGUGCAUACACACAAAGAUACCCUUUAGGCAACCUGACGCUAGCCGCAGUUCAUUUUACAGACAACACAAACCUUUUCAAAGGCUUAAUGUUGUGGUGUGAGUGAACGUCUUGUGUCUGAAUUGCUCUUCAGCUUUCAAAAUACAAAUGAACUGUGUAAUAGCCCCACAUUUCCCUCAGAAUUUUUUUACUUAAUACCUCCUAAUAAUCCAUACACUUUAACACAAAAUGUUUACCUGUACUUCCAUCCAUUCAUUUAUGCAUCUCCGAUUAACCAACUCAACUAAUUUUUCUUUUAUAAUGUGACAUUUUCUUUUAGAUUGUUGUAAAUUUCAAUAUUUCUGACGACCGUAUGGUAGCAAUAUGGGACAUUUAACCUUGGUUCAUGUCAAAGGUUUUAAAGAUUUAAUUACAAAUUAUUUAAGGGUGUGUAGUUGGGGGGACACAGGAAAAAACAAACAGAACAAAGCUGGCUGCACACUCUCAACUCCAUUAGUUUCUCAUAAGAUCUGCAUGGACAGUGUGUGAAUUAUACCUGCUGUUCAAUCGUCACUACAUCUUUUCAGUAAUUUUCUGGAAACCAUAAGCGUUGAGAAUUAAAUCGACUUGGCAGGAUGACUAAUGGAGAAAGAGAUGUGGAGUGGAUGGGAAAGAAUUGAAUGAGGCAUAAACUCAUCUGGCAAUCUACACCGAUCAGCCACAACAUUAAAACCACCUGCCAAAUAUUGUGUAGGUCCCCCUCGUGCUGUCAAAACAGCACCAAUAGCAUUCUGAGAUGCUUUUCUUCUCACCACAAUU
This is a messenger RNA of Myxocyprinus asiaticus (Chinese sucker), 3665 nucleotides long. RefSeq names its product HBS1-like translational GTPase (gene hbs1l). Gene Ontology annotation, biological process: translation. Gene Ontology annotation, molecular function: GTPase activity; GTP binding. Bases 1094 to 2779 code for a protein of 561 amino acids. The transcript is spliced from 15 exons. The record is from RefSeq and is a predicted model, not a curated record. Lineage: Eukaryota; Metazoa; Chordata; Actinopteri; Cypriniformes; Catostomidae.